This is a messenger RNA of Drosophila grimshawi, 1686 nucleotides long. RefSeq lists its product as uncharacterized. The record is from RefSeq and is a predicted model, not a curated record. Lineage: Eukaryota; Metazoa; Arthropoda; Insecta; Diptera; Drosophilidae. The coding region runs from base 220 to 1563 and encodes 447 amino acids. The transcript has 3 exons. Gene Ontology annotation, molecular function: protein binding.
CAUCACUAACUGAAGACGGCAGGUAGGUGGAUGCCGCCGUUGCCUGGAAAAAACCACCCCUAAAGGAAGUCACGUUUAGGUAGGCAGGCGUUGGGAAUUAUGGAACCUAGACAGCUGGCGGAAUUGCAUUUAUUUGGCAGUGUUUAAAAUGCGCUGCGACUGCCAACAGCUAAACAAGAACGGCAACAGCAGCACUCCAAUUUCCAAGCCAGCCCACAGAUGACAACAGCAACAAUAGCAGAGCAAUCAUCAGAGCCGGGCCGACCCCCUUCGCUGCUGCAGUUGAACGAUGACGUUUUGGCCUUGAUACUGACCCAGUUGAGUGUGUAUCAACAGUUUCAGCUGACACACAUGCACAGUCGCCUGCGGAACAUUGUCCAAACGCUGUGGCGCACGCGCGUCCACAAUGUUGUGCUGCACGAUGAGCAGCUGUGCCGGGCCACGUCGCGACAAUUUCAGAGAUUCAUGUUGGCCCUGGCGCCACAUCUGGAGCGGCUCAGUUGCCAGCAGCUGGAUGUGCGAAGAUUGCGUAUGCUCAGUGGACACUGUUUGCCGGGCGUGAGUAGCCUCGAGUGGUUGGGCAGCGAAGCGCAGCCGCGACGUGGACGUGUCCGUUUUGUGGAUGAGGAUGUGCGUCUGUUGAGGCGCGUCUUUCCAUCGCUGCGCAAACUGAAGCUGCGCGGCUGCCAGGUGACGGGCAAGUAUCUGUGUGAGCUGGAGCUGCUCAGUGAGCUGUGCCUGGACGAGUGUCAGUAUCUGGAGUCGCAGCACUUUCGCGACAUAUUCCGUCAGCUGAAGCUGCGCACAUUUGACAUAAUGGAGGAUUGCGAUGAGGUGAACUGCUGUGAUCUGGUCGACGUGCAGCUGUGUCCUACGCUCGAGCACAUCAAGAUUGCCGACUAUCAUCUGUGCAUGGAGUCGGACAUAACGCAACAGCUGCUCCGAUUGCCCCGGCUGCACAAGCUAUCCAUCUACUCGAAGAACUUUGUGUUCGAUGUGCUGGCGCGCAUAGCGCGGCCCAGCAGCCCAGCCACAGCUGGCGGCACCAAGCAAAUCGAGGGCUUCUCUUUCAGUGGACUACUCCACGACUAUGAGCGCUUCUUUCGCGAGCUAAGCAAUCUGCGACAGUUGCGCCGCCUGGAGGUGCACGGCCAGUCGAAGGAUGAGGGCCAGCUGCAGUGCCUCAGCGAUCAGAUGCUCUCGCAGUUGGCCGUCCAGCUGCCAGAGCUGUGCGAGCUGCACCUGUGUGGCCAUCAGCUGGAGAGCCCGGCUGGUCUGUUGCAAUUCAUUAGCAACUGUCGCCAGCUGCGCAUCUUGGACAUGACGAGAUCACGUUGCGUUGGUGAAGCGUUCAUCACACGCUGUCUGACGGCGCUGUCCAAGCAAAGCUGGCGCACUCAGCCACUGGAAUUGUGGAUCCGACAGAGUGACAUUAAUCCCAGCUGUGUGCAAAACCCGCGAUACUUGAUCAGUGAGAGAUGGCUGAGAAUUGAUACCAAAAAGAUGACGCCCAAUAUGGAUUAUGUGUCCGGUGUGCUCAAAUUUAGCUUUGUAAGAUUGUAAUUGAUGACCUGCCCCAAACUGUGCCUAACCCAACAACAUUAUUAUUAAUUAGCCCUGUAUUAUAAUCGAAUUAAAAACAAAUCGCCUAAGCACUGAAUUAAAUAUGAAAAUUUAAAUUUCACU